Messenger RNA from Penicillium mononematosum, 1440 nucleotides. Its product is annotated as cytochrome P450. The record is from RefSeq and is a predicted model, not a curated record. The transcript has 7 exons. Gene Ontology annotation, biological process: sterol metabolic process. The coding region runs from base 1 to 1440 and encodes 479 amino acids. Lineage: Eukaryota; Fungi; Ascomycota; Eurotiomycetes; Eurotiales; Aspergillaceae. Gene Ontology annotation, molecular function: oxidoreductase activity, acting on paired donors, with incorporation or reduction of molecular oxygen; heme binding; monooxygenase activity.
AUGCUUCAGAGCACUUUGACUCUGGCACUUGCCUCAUGCAACGGCUUCCCUGACUCUUCGAGAUUGCUAUACGUGCCCGUGGCAUCUCCGCCCCGGAAAGACUCUCCUCCACGCUUGCGUUUGCCUAGCUGGAAGGUUACCCAGUUGUUCUUUGAGAAGAGGUUUGAUUUCAUCAAAGAUGGCUUCAAGGCUACCUCAUCUUCCAUCUACCAGACCAGUCUGUUCCGGCAUAACGCCAUCGUCCUAUCCGGAGAUGAAGGUCGACAGGUCUUCUUCAAGGAGAAGGGUCUGUGUCUAUAUGACACAUUCUCAAUUAUGAUGGGCAGCGGUGCUGCUAAAUUUGACCCCCACCAAGUCGGUGGUGUAGUCAGACGAAUGGCUUCGAUUCAACGACCUGACAAUCUCCAGAAAUUGAUUCCAUUGAUUCUGUCGGAAUCCCAGCGGAAAAUGAAUGCAUGGGGUCGCGAGCGUAUUCUCGACCCCUGCUCUUCACUUCACGAGGUCGCUUUCCAGUUGGUCAUGCGCAUUGCUUCCUUUGAUAUCGCCAAUGAUCCAGUUCUUUCAGCUCGUCUCAAGUCACUUGUGGACACUGUCGACUCUAUCACCAACCCAUACUCCACUUGGCUCCCUUGGUUACCUAGCCCGGCCUUGUUCCACAAGUUCUUUGCUUCUGUUCAGAUUUACAGAAUUGUUCAAGCGGCCAUUAACGCCAGAAAGAGGAGCGGAAUCAAGAAGGAUGAUAUGCUACAGCAGAUGAUUGACGAGGGAGAUGGUACAAUUCAAAUCUUUGGGUGUAUGCUAGGGCUCUCACUGGCUGGAGCUCGUGCCACCGGAACGAUCGUGACAUGGUUGAUCAUGCAAAUCACCUCGGACCCGGUCUGGUCCUCAAAUGUUCAAGAGGAGGUCAAGACCUUCAUAUCUACUCACACAUCAUCACCUUCCCUCUCCGGGGACGCUCUCAUCCAAGCCCUCUCAGAGAUCCCACUCACAGCCUGGGAAUCUCAGACACCCAAUCUCGAUCUCUGCAUACGUGAAACACUGCGCACCUCUCAGCCAUACACAGCAGUGCGGAAGAACAUCGGCCCAGAUGUUACAAUCGGGCCAUACGUUAUCCCCUCGGGGUCUCUCGUUGUGUACCCAUUUUCGGACACAGCACUCAACCCGAAGUACUACCCGGACGCAACUCGCUGGGAUCCGUCUCGAGGAAUUGACAAGGAAACACCGUUUAUCGGCUGGGGUGGGGGGAAGCAUGCUUGCAAAGGCCAGCGACUUGCUACGUUGAGCAUGAAACUGAUGGUUGUUUAUGCUCUGAUGCGGUUUGAUAUUACGAUGGUUGAUGGGCAGGGCAAAAAGAUCAACCGUCUUCCCCUUCCCGAUUGGAAUGAUUCUGCGACUUGUCGCCCAAAGGAGCGAUGUGGAAUCAAGUUCGUUGAGAAGUAG